Messenger RNA from Pieris macdunnoughi, 1548 nucleotides. NCBI's taxonomy places the organism in Eukaryota, Metazoa, Arthropoda, Insecta, Lepidoptera, Pieridae. The record is from the annotation of a GenBank genome assembly.
AUGUCAGCGUCAAAAGCUCUCACAUCGUGGGAGGCGGAAGAAUGGUCCCGGACACGCAGCGGCUCUAAAGUCAAUCCGACGUUUGAGCCUGACUGCCUUCCUCAAAGCCUAUCCCCGGUCAAAGAUGAGAAGAAAGGCUCAGACAAGGGCAUAUUCCUUGUCAACUUGAAUGAGAUGAACCAAGAAGUUGAAGAAUAUGAGCCAUACGACAACCGAGUUGUUGAUCAUCCCACCACGAACAUAGAAACCUUAUUGCACUUGCUCAAAGGCAGUUUGGGUACUGGUAUUUUAGCGAUGCCUCACGCGUUUUCCAAUGCCGGAUACGUCGUGGGCUCAAUCGGUACCAUUGUAAUUGGUGUUCUAUGUUCAUACUGCAUACACGUCCUCUUGGACUCCUGUUAUGUGAUGUGCAAGCGGCGGAAAGUGCCUUCGAUGACGUACACUGCUGUAGCUGAAGCCGCACUUUCUGAGGGACCAGACUGGUGCAAAGCUUGCGCGCCGUAUGCUGCUCACGUGGUGAACGUGUUCCUGCUCAUCUAUCAGAUUGGAACCUGUUGUGUCUACGUGGUAUUCGUCUCGGAGAACAUUCAGUAUGUGUUGACACAGUACUUUGAAUUAAACGUUACUGUCGUAGAGGUGAUGCUGUGGAUCCUCCUUCCUUUGGUUCUCAUCAACUGGGUUCGGGAUCUUAAGUACUUGGCACCAUUCUCUGGGUUCGCGAACGUGGUCACCAUCGUCGGCUUCGCAAUUAUCCUCUACUACCUAUUCAGGGAAGCUCCAACAUUGGAAGGGAAGGCUCCUGCGGGAAAACUCGCAAAUUUCCCGCUUUUCUUUGGAACUGUUCUCUUCGCUUUAGAGGCUAUUGGUGUGAUUCUUCCACUGGAAAAUGAAAUGAAGACUCCGAAAGACUUCGUGGGUUCCUUCGGAGUGUUGAACCGGGCGAUGAUAACCAUUAUCGUCUUGUACGUGGGGAUGGGACUUUUCGGUUACCUAAAGUAUGGAGAUGCCGCAGCUGGCAGUAUCACACUUAACUUACCCUCCGAUACUGAAUUACUCGCGAGUGUAGUUCAAGGACUUCUGGCUUUCGCAAUCUUCAUUACCCACGGUCUUGCCUGUUACGUGGCUAUUGAUAUCGUGUGGAACGAGUACAUUGGUACCAGGCUACACAACAGCUCCCAUCGUAUUAUCUGGGAGUACGUCGUCCGGACCUCCAUUGUUCUUAUUACAUUUGGUAUAGCGGCAGCUGUCCCAGAAUUGGAUCUGUUCAUAUCCCUCUUCGGAGCGCUAUGCCUGUCUGCUCUGGGCCUUGCCUUCCCCGCCAUCAUUCAAAGCUGCACUUAUUGGUACUACGUUUCGGACUCGGAAAGAAUUCGCAUGAUGGUCAAGAACGUCAUCGUUGUACUGUUUGGCGCCUUGGGACUUGUAGUAGGCACUUGGACUUCCUUGGAUGGUAUAAUUAGAAAGUUCUCCGCCCACCACGUGUUAAAUGCCACCGCAGCAAUAACUGAAGCUACUAUACUCAAUGACACGUUAGGUGUUAUGCCAUAG